Messenger RNA from Arctia plantaginis, 834 nucleotides. The record is from the annotation of a GenBank genome assembly. Lineage: Eukaryota; Metazoa; Arthropoda; Insecta; Lepidoptera; Erebidae.
AUGGACUACAAAACAGGACUUUUGUUAGUUACCUUAUUGGUGGGGUGCUUUGCUCUCCCAACGCCCGAAAAUGGCUCCCUCUUCCGCGUGGAUCCCCGCAUCGUGGGUGGAACUGUUGCGGCACCUGGAAGUCACCCCCACAUGGCAGCUUUGACUAGGGGAUUACUGAUCAGAUCAUUCGUAUGUGGAGGGUCCAUUAUUUCCCCUCGGACUAUCUUGACUGCCGCCCAUUGUAUCAUCAACAACAUAGACAGAAACGGAGGUAUCACCGGUAACAUGCGAGUGACUGUCGGCACCAACCGCUGGAACAGGGGAGGUACAGAGCUCCACCUAACCAGGGGUGUUAUGCACCCCGAAUACAAUCACAACACUAUCAAGAACGACGUAGCUGUUCUCAUCGCUUCUAUUAAUAUCCAAUAUAGCAGCUUGGUCCAGCCUGCGUCACUCUCCUAUGCAUUUAUUAAUGAAAAUCUGCCUGUUCGUGCUGCUGGAUGGGGAGCAGUCAGAGCUUUUGGUCCCGCCCAAGACGAACUCCUGGAAGUGGAUCUCACUAGUCUUACUCCACAACAGUGCGAAGACGAUAUGAGAACAUUCGUUAUUCAAAAUAACAUUCGCUCACCACCUGCUUUAGACACUGGUAUCGAGAUCUGCACUUUCCAUGGACCUGGACUAGGUGUCUGCCAAGGUGACUCCGGCUCUGCUCUGCGCCGCAUCGAUAAUAGACAACAGAUCGGGGUGGUCUCCUGGGGCUUCCCAUGUGCUCGUGGUGCUCCUGACGUGUACGCUCGUGUCAGCAGUUUCGAGAUCUUCAUCACAUCCAACACCCUCGGCUAA